AUGAGAUCUUAUUUACCAUUAUUAUCAUUAGUUUCCCUCGCUUUAUCAGCUGAUGCUCCAAUUCAAUCAGAUUCUCAAAAUCAGCAGUCUCUAAUUGCUAGAUUUACAAGAAAUUCACAAUCUGAAAUUGAAGGUCAUGUUGAAUUUGAACCUACUUCAAAUGGUUCAGUUCGUGUUUCUGUUGAAUUGAAUGGUUUACCUUCAACGGGAGGUCCUUUCCCAUAUCAUAUUCAUGAAGCUCCUGUUCCUGCAGAUGGUAAUUGUACUGGUACAUUAGCUCAUUUUAAUCCAUUUAAUGGUUCUGCUACUGCUACUACUGAUGCAGCAAAAGAAGUUGGUGAUUUAGCUGGUAGAAAUGGUAAUAUUACUAGUGAAUCAUUUAGUACUGAAUAUGUUGAUCCUUACUUAUCAUUAAAUCCAGAAUCAAGAGCUUAUUUUGGUGGUUUAAGUGUUGUUAUUCAUUCUUCGAAUAAUAGUAGAUUAGCAUGUGCUAAUAUUACAGAAGAAGAAACAAAUGGUUCAACUGGUGGUACUGGUGGUACUUAUACAAAUGCUACAGGUGGUGCAGGUGGCUCAAAUACUACAGGUGGUGCAGGUGGCGCAAAUACUACAGGUGGAACUGGAACUGGAUCAGGAUCAACUACUAGCUCAAGUUCCACUUCAAGCGCUGUUUCAACCGCUAAUGGAGUUGGUCAAAAUGAAGUAAGUUUAUUGGUUGGUGCUUUAGCUGGUGCGGCAGCUUUAUUAAUUUAG
Insectozyma verbasci is the source of this 753-nucleotide messenger RNA. Lineage: Eukaryota; Fungi; Ascomycota; Pichiomycetes; Serinales; Debaryomycetaceae. The record is from the annotation of a GenBank genome assembly.